Molecule: messenger RNA, 225 nt
Organism: Ilex paraguariensis (yerba mate)
Lineage: Eukaryota; Viridiplantae; Streptophyta; Magnoliopsida; Aquifoliales; Aquifoliaceae
Source: the annotation of a GenBank genome assembly
GUAAUCGAUGAUAAUGUUUUAACAAAACGUCAAAUGACACAAUGUGCACGUCUGGAGCGUGAGAGAUCGGAAUGUUUUCCAAGUAAGUCUACUCCUGUGCCUGCACAAAUUCCUAUGCCUACACAAAUUCCUAAGUUUCUAGCAGAACAAGCUAUUCAAUCAAAUGUCUCUGGGUCAUCAUCUUUGCCGACAAUGCUUCGAGAAAAUCCUCCACAUAAUCUUUAA